This is a messenger RNA of Vigna angularis (adzuki bean), 5635 nucleotides long. Its product is annotated as BTB/POZ domain-containing protein At5g47800. Gene Ontology annotation, molecular function: protein binding. The record is from RefSeq and is a predicted model, not a curated record. Lineage: Eukaryota; Viridiplantae; Streptophyta; Magnoliopsida; Fabales; Fabaceae. The transcript has 9 exons. The coding region runs from base 3544 to 5340 and encodes 598 amino acids.
GACUAGGUCCCACUACAAGCUUCUUUUUCAAUUAGUAUAGGAGAGCACUCCAAUGCCAUAACCCACUUGCUUUGCAUGCUUUUUGUGGUUUAAUCAUACAGCACCAAUUUUGAAGCUGUUGAGGUGAAGACUGAAAGACUUCAUUUCAAUUUUCCCCCUCUCUCUCUCUGUCUCUCUCUCUCUCAUUUGCUAUUCAAAGGACUAUAUCAUGCCAUGCUUUUGAUGCAUUACUAUGUUGACUAAUUCCAACGAACCACUCCUUCUCUCUCUUUUCAAUGUUGUACUCUAUAGCACUCUUGUUGCUUCGGAACUGCAGCUUUUUCAGUUGUGAAUGCUUUUCUCUGGUUCAUAUCAUUCAACUAACAUCAAUGAUGUGUUCACGGAUGAAGAGCACUUUUGUCAGCCAUAAAUUUGUUUUUCUGAAAAAGCAAUCCAAGAGAAAAAAGACAAAAAGGAAGUGGUAAAACCUUCUUGUGAAGGGUGAGAGGAGAGUGACUAGUAGAGAGAACUUUUAUCAAUUGGAGAAGAGAAGAGCCACAUAAUUAGCUAAAUGCCACCAAAGAAUCAAACAUGGGAUGUCAAUGGUUCUGUGUUGAGCAAAGGCAGCUGAAAUUAACUAUGCACUUUCUGAGUAUUGGCGGUGAUCAUUAAAUUGGGAUCUGUGAGAGUUAUUACCUCUAAGAAAAUAGUGCCUUGUAAGAUUCUGAUGCCAUAUUAUUUGGAAGAAAAACACAUGAAGCCCUUUUUUUUGUGUCUUGUUGAAAGCAAUUGGUGCUGUGCUACAAACACGGUGCUUUUUGCUUUGCCUCCACUUGUCUGUGAAAGCACAGACCAAAUUCUAUGCCAGAUUUUAACAAAUGAACGGUGGAAAAGGCCUCACAGAAAUAGCACUAUUGUCCUCAACUUUCAGAAGCAUUGUAUAUAAGUUCUUCUUUAAUUCCCUUAUAUUAUAUGAAGCUUGCCUAAAGACUUGCUUUUGUGGAACUAAUAAUGCUGUGCUCUUUCAGCUAUUAUAUGAACAAAAUUGGGAAGAAAAAGAGAAAUAAUGGAAGAAAGAAAAAGUUGUCGUCCGUCUUUCUUGGUUCCUAUGUACUUAAUAAAGGGUAGGAUAAUUGAGAACACCAAACUUUGGAUAAUGACCAAUCUGACCAAUUAUAAUUUUCAAUAGAAAAAAGAAGGUUUAUGUUAGUUUAUAUAUAUGUAAGUUCUUUGGAUACACAAUGACAGCGACUGAGCAAGGUAGCCUCACAAAAAUUAUACAUGGAUGACAUUUGUAUUAUCUUAGGAAGCUGUUGGUCAGUGGUCAUGUGAUUGGAGCAUCACUUUCUCUCGGAUUUCCAUGCUAGUAUUUUCUUAACAUAAUCAUGCAUCCUUGUAUAUGUGGAAUCAAUAGUUUUUUUUUUCUGAAAAGGUUGCUGUGUGUAUUGGUCCAUAUUUGCUUUGGAUUUAUAUACCCUUACGAUCCAACAGGAAGGCACUUUUAAAGCUAUAGUAUCUUUUUUUUGGUCUCACAUAACAGUUAAUUUUCGACUUCACAACUCAGGCACCAUCUAUCAACGUAAAACAUGUAUGUUUUGCUGUAUAAAGGCAACUUUUUCGAUGCUGCUGCUUUUUUCUUCAUAUAUAAUUUUUUGGGUGGGUUGGAUGAGUUUUCAUCAGUACACAAAAUAUUGAAAAGUCUCUCAGCAUAUUAUUUGUGUGCUUCUGUCUAUAUAAUUGGUUCUCUGUCAUUUUUUUCAUUUUACCAAUGUUUAUUGCACUCCCCCAUUCUCAAAUUAGUGUCACUUUAGAGUACUGUACAAGGAUAGGAAACGAACAACUGUUCUGAAAAACUAUGAAAAAAAACCAGAACAGGAAAGUAUUGUCAUUUUCUUGAAAGCACAUGCUGUUAAUUUAUGCUCUUGGAGGGAGAAGGGAGUUUUGGUGAGGAAAAAAGGAAAUAAAUUUUUUCUUGGCAGUGAAAAACAACAGAUCAUUUAGAACAAAUUUUUGCUGAAGUGACAUUUAUUUGAGAAUGGGAGCAAUAUGUAAUGUUGAGAGGAGUGUAAAAAGGAAAUAAUGUUAUAUCUUUACUUACUUGGUUGCUUAUGUUUUUAUUAUUGACUACCAAUGUUUAUCAUUCAAUUAACAAACUACUCGUGCUUUUUUCCAUCAGUAGAUAUCAGUCAUUAUCUUAUAUGAUAAAUAAUUGGACCAAGUACUAGUAAUUGAAACCACUGAGUCGUAUUUGAUAUCACAUACCGCCAAAUUUCUUCUAGAAUACCAGAAAAGAAAAACUGUAGGAACAUUAGUAAGGUAAUGAAAUGGGAAUGCAUCAGUUGGGAGAUUCAAUGUAGCUUGAUUCGGAUAGGUCGCUAUACAAAGUUGCAUACCAGGGUCUGACACCAAAGUAAAAGUAGGUAUGCAUCAGUUAGGAGAUUCACCUUUCGGAUUUGUCCAACAAGAAACUCCUAAAGUUGGUUUUGGAUGUAAGGAUGAUUUUCUUCUACAAAAUCAAAUUGAGCAGUGCAGCCAAGUAUUAGUUCUAGAUAUUUAUCCACAUUAGUUUUCCAAGCUAUACAUGUAAAACGGCUGUGCAGUUUGCAGGAAAGUUACAAAUUUAUCCUGUUUUCUGCAUUAUAUGCUUUAGAGUAGUUAUUGAGUUUUUACUUUUCACCUUUUCCAAUAAGCAUUGGAGAUAUUUAGAGUAGGAAAAAGAUGCUGGUAUAUGCAAUAAUUUAAGUCAAGUUUAAAUCAUGCUGUUGCUUUAUCCAAUAUGAUUUCUCAGAAAAUAAUAUAUGCAGACAUAAAUAGAGAGUUUGGUACAAACCCCUUUAAGAUCAUUUGAAUAUUUGCCCAAAUGGUAUGUAUAACUUAUAAUAGAGGGUGGCUUUUUAAGAUAUCAACUGAUCGCCUUAGAGACAAAGCUCUUGAACAACCAUGUGCUAUAACUAUUAAGGUAGAAACAGGACAAAGAAACUUCACUUCUAAUCAAAAUCAAAUGGAUACUACUUUGUCGGCACAGGGGCUUAAGUAGCAGUCAUGUUAUUAUAAGGGAACAUUGAUAUGAGUAUUUUCCAAUAUCAGUUUCCUUGUGCUUCUCUUGUUGGAUGACAUAGGUUUUCCUUUCUCAAAACUUGAACAGCCCAAUUCAGAUGAGUUGCAUAGCGUAAUGAGUCAUCACGCAUUCAUCAGUACUCAAAUUUUAGAGUUCUUCAGUUUCUUAUCAGUCGUUACAUGUCUGGACCUGGCACAGUGAGCAUAAAGAUCUGAAACCUGGUUUAACUCAAUUAGAGUGUCGACAGCCACCUAAUUUUAAUCAUUUUGCUUCACUUGCUUAAUUUAGCGUGAAGUUGGAAGUAAUUUCCAAAGGCUCUAGAGUGGAGACAAACUUGCAUCAACGCAUGUCAUCUAGCAUAAAUGAGAACACCACAUCUAUAAAUUGAAGUUCUUGCAGAGUUAUACGCAAAUAAAUGAGGUUGUGAGGGCAUUGUUAUAUGAAAGUUGCGGCUUUCAAGUAGAGGUUUUUCUUGACCAUUGGGAAAUAGAUCACAAUAAGUAAAUAUGAAGUUCAUGAAACUUGGUACAAGGCCUGAUACUUUCUACACUGAACAAGCCACCAGGAGUCUGGUUUCAGAUGUACAAGCUGAUCUUGUGAUAAAAAUCAAUGAUACUACUUAUCUGCUACACAAGUCUUCGCUUCUUCCAAAAUGUGGCCUCCUACAAAGACUUUGCUCAGAUUCUAGUGAUUCUGAGAAUGUUCCUCUAGAUCUUCAUGAUAUGCCCGGAGGUGCAGAUGCUUUUGAACUCUGUGCUAAGUUCUGCUAUGGAGUUUCAAUCAAUAUCAGUGCUCAUAACUUUGUACCUGCACUCUGCGCCGCUAAGCUCCUACAAAUGAAUGAGUCCAUUGAGAAGGGAAACUUUGUAGGCAAACUUGAGGCUUUCUUCAGUUCAUGCAUUCUUGAAGGAUGGAAGGACUCUAUUGCAGCACUGCAGGCCACUGACAAGUUACCUGAGUGGUCCGAGAAUCUUGGCAUAACAAGAAAAUGCAUUGAUUCAAUUAUUGAGAAAAUUCUUACACCCCCACCCCAGGUCAAAUGGUCCUACACCUACACAAGGCCUGGUUAUACUAGAAAGCAGCAUCAUUCAGUCCCAAAGGAUUGGUGGACUGAGGAUGUGUCUGAUCUUAACAUAGAUCUUUUCAGAUGCAUAAUAAUGGCUAUUAGAUCAACAUAUGUGCUCCCACCACAGCUUAUUGGUGAAGCUUUGCAUGUCUAUGCUUGUAAGUGGCUACCUGGCAUCACAAAGCUUAAAAAUUCACUUGGUUCUGCAGCAAUAACAGAAGAAUCCAAAGCGAUUAACCGAAAAAUUCUGGAGACAAUUGUGAGCAUGAUUCCCGCAGAUAGAGGGUCAGUUUCAGCAGGCUUCUUGUUAAGGCUCCUCAGCAUUUCAGGCCCUCUUGGAGUCUCCCCAGUGACAAAAACAGAACUUGUGAAGAGAGCCAGUAUACAGUUUGAGGAGGCAACAGUGAGUGACCUGCUUUGUCCUUCAACAUCCUCUUUGGACCAAAAUUUUUAUGACACCGAGUUAGUUCAAGCAGUGCUGGAAAGUUUCUUGAAGUUUUGGAAAAGACUCUACCCUGGUGCUGUGGAUAACAGAAGCUUGUUAAAAUCAAUCAGAAAUGUUGGUAAGCUCAUUGAUUCCUAUCUUCAAGUGGUGGCAAGGGAUGAUAAUAUGCCAGUGUCAAAGUUUGUAUCUCUGGCUGAAACUGUGCCAGCUAUUGGCCGACUAGAGCAUGAUGAUCUUUACCAGGCUAUCAACAUCUAUCUGAAGGUGCAUCCUGACCUGAGCAAGGCAGACAAAAAGCGUUUGUGUGGGAUUCUGGAGUGCCAAAGGCUGACUCCAGAAGUGCGUGCACAUGCAGUUAAAAAUGAAUCUCUGCCAUUAAGAACUGUGGUGCAGCUCCUCUACUUUGAACAAGAAAAAGAUUCUAUGGAAACCACUAGUUCCAAGCUGCAAAAAUCACAUGAUCUACUUCUAGGAGCAAAAAUGAGACCAGUCACUAGAGAUAGUCAUGGCAAGAGGUCUUUAAUGAACAAAGAAGAAGUCACAAGAAGAACCUCUCAUGCUGAAGAUAGAGAAAAGGGUCAAUACAAAGCUAAACAAUCAGAUGCUAAGUUAGCAUUGGAUUUGGAAAGAAAGAUGGUUAUAAGAGAAGACACUGAAGAGAUAGGAUCAGAAAAGUUAAGGGUAGCUAAAGAAGAGAGAAUGUCAAGCAGCAAGUUGGACUUGGAUUCUAAGAACAGCAUUCAAAGGGCAAGAAGCAAAAAAUCAGAACAUGGCCGUCAAAAGGGAAGAUAGAGAGAAUAGUAAUUGCAAUCUUUGAAAUUGAAACAUUCAGAGCAAUCCUCAUUUCCCUAUAUAUGAACUUAGUAGUCUCCAUUCUUAUCAUUUCUUUUUUACAAGUGCAUAAAUGUAAGCAAGGUAUUGUCCUUUCUACUUUCUGUCACUGUUAAAGAGUUGUAUUUAUCAAAGAGGUCAUUGCAACAAAUGCAGUUGACUUCUCUCAGAUUGAUACUGUUUUCAUUACAUUUCAAUUACCUUAUAUGAAAAGGAAUAAAACCACUUAUCGUGUUUGUGGCAGGAAAACGAACAA